GGGUCUGGCGGGCCCAAGGUGCCCCCGCCGCCACGGGUGUCUCCUUCCCCCCAGGGCCACACGCAGGACACGAACUCCUUCUUCAUGUGCCGGCGGCUGCGCGCUCUGGGCGUGAGGGUGGCCCAGAUCUCGGUGGUGCCCGACGAGGUGGACGCCAUCGCCAACGAGGUGGCCGCCUUCGCCGAACGCUUCACCUACGUCCUGACCUCGGGGGGCAUCGGCCCCACGCACGACGACGUGACCUUCGAGGCUGUGGCCAGGGCCUUCGGGGAGAGGGUCACCCUCCACCCUGAGCUGGUGGCCCUGGUGCACAAGUUCUUUGGCAAGACGGACAUGCGGUGCCCCGAGAUGAAGCUGGCUCGCGUCCCCGAAUCCUCCCACCUCAACUACGGCACGGACGAGCGCACGGGCAGCACCUUCAAGUACCCUCUGGUCAGCGUGCGCAACGUCUACAUCUUCCCGGGCAUCCCGGCGCUGAUGGAGCGUGCCCUGGAUGGCCUCGCCCACCUCUUCCGCAGCGAGCAGACCCAAUUCUACUCCCGCACCAUUUACGUGGCGGCUGACGAGAUCCUCAUCGCGCCCAUACUGGACCAGGCCGAUUCCACCUUCCAGGGCCGCGUCAGCCUGGGUUCCUACCCAGACUGGGCCAACAAUUACUACCGUGUGAAGCUGACGUUGGACUCGGAGUCAGAACAGGACCUGGAGGAAGCGUAUCGCUUCUUGACAGAGAAGCUGCCGCCGGGCGUUGUGGUGCCGUUGGUGAUGGACUGUGUCUCGCCAGCGGCCACGGAGGUUUAUAGCCUGGCCAAAUCAGGCUCGGCCCUGGGGCAGAAGGUGGCAGCAGCACUGCGGACCAUCGAGGAGGCUUUGGACCGGUACAGCCUGGCCCAGCUCUGCGUGGGCUUCAACGGGGGCAAGGACUGUACGGCCCUGCUGCACCUCGUCCACGCCGCCGUGGAGAGGCAGUACCCAGCAAGGCAGGAGAAGCUGCAGGUGCUCUACAUCCGCAUAGUGUCCCCUUUCCCCGAAAUGGAGCAGUUCAUCCAGGCGACCGUCCGGAGGUACAAGGUCCAGCUCUGCACAGUGGAGGGUUCCAUCCGGGAGGCCCUGGCUCACCUGAAGGAGCAGCAGCCGCAGCUGGAAGCCGUCCUGAUGGGGACGCGGCGGACGGACCCCUACUCACGCACCCUGACACCCAUGUGCAUGACGGACCCCGACUGGCCCCCUUACAUGCGGGUGAACCCUCUGUUGGACUGGACCUACCGGGACAUCUGGGAGUUUCUGCGCAAGCUCUUUGUCCCUUACUGCGUCCUCUACGACAAGGGCUACACCUCCCUGGGGAGCAUGGCCAACACGCUGAAGAACCCAUCGCUACGCUACACGGACGCCCGGGGCCGGGAGAGCUACCGACCUGCCUACGAGCUGGAAAAUGAGGAAGAUGAGCGCACUUCCCGCCAUUGAAGGCCCGCAGGCUGCACUCGGGGAUGCUCUACUGGGAUGCUGCCAGCAACCGGCUCCCCCGUGGAUGUCACUGGCACAGCUGGGGAUGACACUGAAUAAAUCUGCUGCGUGCUAGC
Athene cunicularia (burrowing owl) is the source of this 1577-nucleotide messenger RNA. It is a transcript of the gene FLAD1, whose product is annotated as flavin adenine dinucleotide synthetase 1. The transcript is spliced from 6 exons. The annotation marks the transcript as partial. Lineage: Eukaryota; Metazoa; Chordata; Aves; Strigiformes; Strigidae. Gene Ontology annotation, molecular function: FMN adenylyltransferase activity. The record is from RefSeq and is a predicted model, not a curated record. Gene Ontology annotation, biological process: FAD biosynthetic process.